AUGACCCCCAACGAACUCCGCGACUGGCUCAAGGGCACGCAAUCGCAGUCCUCCGGCUGGACGAACGAGUCCUCCUCCGGCCGCAAAAUCGUCUCUAUCCUCGAACAUAACCCGUCCAAAGACCCAUCGGGGUACUCGGACGAAGACGUCGUUCAUAUGCGCAAGGUAGUGUCGUACUGUAAACGGCAUUUGGCGCAGGAGGAAACGGCGAAGCAGAAUACGGAUAGUAAGAGUUAUAAGUCGUUGAAGAAUUGGGGACAUGAUCCGUUGAAGGGAUAA
This is a messenger RNA of Aspergillus niger, 279 nucleotides long. RefSeq lists its product as uncharacterized. Lineage: Eukaryota; Fungi; Ascomycota; Eurotiomycetes; Eurotiales; Aspergillaceae. The transcript is spliced from 2 exons. The record is from RefSeq and is a predicted model, not a curated record. Bases 1 to 279 code for a protein of 92 amino acids.